Messenger RNA from Ostrinia furnacalis (Asian corn borer), 1562 nucleotides. RefSeq lists its product as uncharacterized. The record is from RefSeq and is a predicted model, not a curated record. Lineage: Eukaryota; Metazoa; Arthropoda; Insecta; Lepidoptera; Crambidae. Bases 33 to 1562 code for a protein of 509 amino acids. The transcript is spliced from 10 exons.
UGGAAGUUUAAAGUAUCACAUUCUACUAGGCAAUGCUCUCUUCUCGUGGAAGGGUGAGCGGGCAGAAGGGCAACCCCAACGACAUCCCAGCCGGGCUGAACCUGGGCGGCUACUGCAUGCUGAAGAUGGAGAAGUCUGCCUUAUUCUUCCACCGCAUGAAGCUUCGCAACAACACCCGCUUCCGCAUCAACUACUUGCAUACAAACCUCAAGGACCUGGAGAUCCGGACGCAGCUGUCGCUCCACGACCUGCACCUCGUCGGCUCUUACGAGAGAGCCAUCACCGAUAACGAUCCAUCGAUACUUUACUACGUGCCUACUUUUGGCCAAGCUGAAAUUCUUCUUCGGAAUGUGGAAUACAAAAUGGAAGGGAGAAUGCGAAUGCUAGAAGAUAGUCUAUUCAUUGUUUUAGUCAAUUCAGAAAUAUCUUAUUAUGACGCUGUGAUGUUAUACAAAAACAAUGCAACCCAAAACAAUCCCAUACCAUUAAACGAGGCUGUGACCGGUAUGUACUAUAAAUCAUUUACAGAUGACUUCAUCGAAAGAAUGAAGUCAGACUUAGAUGAAUGGCUACGUGAUUACUACAACGAGCAUUUAAUAUUUUUCAACAAAAUCGGACCAGCAGCAUCGGAAAAAUAUCGGGAAUAUGAAAAGCAGAAAACUGCAAUGCUGAACAGCUACGUUGAAGACUCUAUAAUGGAAUUGAAGUCUAAACUUCACAAAGUCAACUCCACGUCCGUGAAAUUACCCAACUUUAGCAUUUUCUCUAUCACUGGAAUGGAAAUAAAACUCAGAGAUGGAGUUCUUCGAGGCUUGGAUUCCAUGUACCGCCGCUCAAUGGCCACCGGCAAGAAAGACAAAGACGUGCGCAUGGUCGACGCAAUCGUUGGUUUCAGUUCCCUGAAGGUGGUAUACAAAUAUAAUGCACAACUGUCGAAUGGAAUGCCCCCCCUCAACGGAUUGAUGAUCAUGACGGCAGAUGAGCUCACGUCGCACAUGGCUAUGCAACUCGUAAAAGAGCCGGAGACCGUGGAUCUACGGUUCGAUUUCAUUCGUCAGAUGAAGCCAGAAUCAUUGACCAUAGAGGGUCCAGCCAACAGAAUGAUCGCGAAUUUCAAGCAUAUUCUAGAGCACCACAUCAUUUCUCUGAUGACCAACGCGUUAAUCCACAACAUUAGGUCGCUGAGCACUUUAACCAGAUGCCAUCCUAUUCUAUUUGGUCACGUUGACGAAGGUCAAGAAGAAGAAACUGAAGAAAAGGAGGAGGAACAGAAAAAUACAUUGGAUGAUAUAGAUAAUCAGGACCCCGAAGAAUAUACUUACAAUCUUCCCGACAACGAACUCGAUAAACAUCCCGACAACGAACCCGACAAAGAUCCCGACAACGAUGUGGACAACAAUGACAACAACCUUUCAGACAACAAUCGCGACAACCAUCCCGACUACAUAGUUGAUAAAGAAGAUAGCAUAGAAAUAGAACUGCCCCCAAAUGAAGAAGGCGAAACGAAGUCGGUGCGAUUCAAACACAAAGAAAGUUUGAAUAUCACGAACCUAAAUAAAUAA